AUGGCCAAUGGUCUGUUCGGGCCAAUCGUUAUCCACGGCCCAGCGACCGCCAACUACGACGUCGACCUCGGGCCAGUCAUGAUCCAAGACCGAUACCAUGAGAACGUGUGGCAUGUGUGGGAGAAGUACCAACGCGUCUUCAAUGUGCUGGGGCCUUUCAAGGUCGUAGCCGCCAAUGGUCUCAUCAACGGUCUGAACCCGUACGACUGUUCUGAUUCCGACGAUGCGGCUUGUGUCGGCGGAGUGACCGCUCGCUACAACACAACCUUUGAGCCGGGCAAGAAGCACCUCAUGCGCAUCAUUGGUGCGCAGACUGACGGCUACAUGAAGUUCACUAUCGACGGGCAUACUUUGACUGUUGUCGCAGCUGAUCUCGUCCCCAUUGUGCCAUACACCACGGACAAUGUCAUCUUGGCAAGUGGACAGCGCUACGACGUGAUCGUCGAAGCAGAUCAGCCAGUUGGAUCUUACUGGCUACGAGCCAUCUACCAGACCGCUUGCAACUUCAACGAUAAUGAUAAUAAGGACAACAUCCUCGGUAUUGUUAAUUACGAGGGGUGGAACUCGACAGCGGAGCCGACCACCACAGUCAGCGACGAGAUCGACAACUCGUGCGGAGACGAGGACUACGACAACCUAGUCCCAUGGGUACAGCACACAGUGGAUGACAAGGAGGAGCAGAACUACCUCGACGUGGGAUGGUACUACGACACCAGCCUGGUCCUCCACUGGACAAUGCACGACGGCUACCUCAGUGUGAACUGGUCAGACCCAACGCUCUCAUAUGCCUACAACGGUGUUUCCAAGGACGACUACCCGGACAACAGCAACACGGCCGACAUCGACGCGCCGGGCAAGUGGGUGUACUGGGUGAUCCAAGACCUCACCCUGACCAACGCAUACCACCCGAUGCACCUCCACGGCCACGACUUCUACAUCCUAGCUCAGGGGCGGGGCGCUUUUGUCCCACUGAUCACGAAGUUGAACAAGGACAACCCGCCGCGGAGGGACACGGUGACCCUCUACGGCACGGGCUACACCGUGAUCGCUUUCAAGCUGGACAACCCUGGCGCCUGGCUUUUCCACUGCCACAUCGCAUGGCACGCGUCCCAGGGGCUCGCCAUGCAGCUGAUCGAGAACCAGUCUCAGAUCCAGUCCGUGGUCGGGGAUGAUACGGAAAUGAACGCACAAUGCGCGGCCUGGGACUCGUUCUAUUCGUCUCCUUCCGGAGCUGCUUAUCAGCAGGACGAUAGUGGAAUUUGA
This is a messenger RNA of Diaporthe citri, 1263 nucleotides long. RefSeq lists its product as uncharacterized. The coding region runs from base 1 to 1263 and encodes 420 amino acids. The record is from RefSeq and is a predicted model, not a curated record. The transcript has a single exon. NCBI's taxonomy places the organism in Eukaryota, Fungi, Ascomycota, Sordariomycetes, Diaporthales, Diaporthaceae. Gene Ontology annotation, molecular function: oxidoreductase activity; copper ion binding.